Messenger RNA from Harpia harpyja (harpy eagle), 1026 nucleotides. It is a transcript of the gene TIMP2, whose product is annotated as TIMP metallopeptidase inhibitor 2. Gene Ontology annotation, biological process: negative regulation of endopeptidase activity; negative regulation of membrane protein ectodomain proteolysis. Gene Ontology annotation, cellular component: extracellular matrix. Lineage: Eukaryota; Metazoa; Chordata; Aves; Accipitriformes; Accipitridae. Gene Ontology annotation, molecular function: protease binding; metalloendopeptidase inhibitor activity. The record is from RefSeq and is a predicted model, not a curated record.
GGCCGGGGGAGGCGAGCGCGGCGCGGAGCCGCAUCCUGCGGAGGGGCGGGAGCAGCCGGGCUGGCCCCGCGCCAUGCAGAGGAGGAGCAGCAAAUCCCCGGAGCACAUUAAAAAGCGAGGCUGAGCGGCAGCCGGGGAAGGAAGAAAACACCUCCAUAGAAGGCAGCGGAGGAGCGGCCGCAGCAGCGCCCGCAACGCCGCGCAGGGGCCGCGGCUGCCGGACCCAAACUUUCCGGCGGCGGCUCGGCCGGGCUCGGCGGUGGAUGCGGCUUUCUCGGCCGGGUCGCUGAGCCUGCAGCCCCGCCGCAAGAUGCCCGCCGCGCUGCCCAGCCUGCUGGCCUGGCUGGCGGUGCUGCUGCUCGGCAGGGCCCGCCCGGCCGACGCCUGCAGCUGCUCGCCCAUCCACCCGCAACAGGCCUUCUGCAACGCGGACGUAGUGAUCCGAGCAAAGGCCGUCUCUGCGAAAGAGGUGGAUUCGGGGAACGAUAUAUACGGGAAUCCGAUCAAACGAAUCCAGUAUGAAAUCAAGCAGAUCAAGAUGUUUAAGGGCCCUGACAAGGACAUAGAGUUCAUCUACACGGCUCCGUCCACCGCCGUGUGCGGCCGGCUGCUGGACACCGGCGGGAAGAAGGAGUAUCUCAUCGCAGGCAAGUCAGAGGGCAACGGCAAGAUGCACAUCACGCUCUGCGACUUGGUGUCCACCUGGGACUCGCUGAGCCCGACCCAGAAGAAGAGCCUAAACCAGCGGUACCAGAUGGGCUGCGAGUGCAAGAUCUCGCGCUGCCUCUCCAUCCCCUGCUUCGUCUCCUCCUCGGAUGAGUGUCUCUGGACAGACUGGGCGAUGGAGAAGAACAACGUGGACGGGCGGCAGGCGAAGCACUAUGCUUGCAUCAAGAGGAGCGAUGGCUCAUGCGCCUGGUACCGCGGCAUGGCCCCCCCCAAGCAAGAGUUUCUCGACAUCGAGGACCCCUAAGCCAAACGAGCGCAUUCCAGUAGCCAGUAGAAAAAAAAACCUGCGAGAUGUUA